Messenger RNA from Dichotomopilus funicola, 1347 nucleotides. RefSeq lists its product as uncharacterized. Lineage: Eukaryota; Fungi; Ascomycota; Sordariomycetes; Sordariales; Chaetomiaceae. The record is from RefSeq and is a predicted model, not a curated record. Bases 1 to 1347 code for a protein of 448 amino acids. The transcript is spliced from 2 exons.
AUGGAGGUCCUAGAAACCGAACAACGCACUACCAAAAGAACCAUGUGGACCCGCGUCUUCUCCGGAGGCGACAAGACCGCGACCAAAAAACCCUCCCAACCAGGCAAAUACAAAUUCUGGCAACGCACCGGUAACAAAAACACCAACACCCACGCCUCCAAAACAGGCACCAACAGCGCCGGCUUCAACCUGCGCUACUACCGCGAGCGCUUCGCCGAACUGCCCCGGCAGACACAGUUCGACCUGUACAUGGCCGGCAUGGCGCCGCUGAUGACCUACCUCGAGCACCGGCGCUUUAAGUCGCGCAACGCGGGGAUGCGUGUGUUGAAAGCGUACCGGCCGGUGCCGGUUAUGUAUGCCGCGCAGGAAGCGCCGAGCGGGUUUGCGGCGCCGCCGAAAAAUUUAAGGCUGGAGGCGAAGAUUGCGAAGGAGAGGGAUGCCGCGAGGGCGGUGAGGAGGAAUGGGAAGGCUACGGCGGCUGCUGCUGCUGCUGCUUCUGCUUCUGUUGCUACUGCUGCUGCUACUGCUACUCAUAAUAGCACUUCUACGGCUGCCGCAGGUACUACUGUGGGCGCGACGGGGGCGAAUGCGGCUGCGAAGAGACGGAAGGUAGUAAAGAAGAAGGAAGAGCAAGAAGACUCUGACGAGGAUGCGCUCCCCGCUUUUCCGACGCCGGUAAUGUACCAGCAGGAGAUGAAGAGGCAGACCCGGGUAGCAAAGGGGAAACAACAAUUACGACAGCAACAACCGCAGCAAAAACAGAGAACAAGACAACAGCAAACACCAGAAGAACUUCUACGAGCGAGACAACGAGCAAGGGAAUACCAAAGCUCUUACACAACGGCCGACCGCACCACCACAGCCACCACAGCCACCACAGCCACCACAACCGCCCAACGUCAACGUGAACAACAACUGCUCCAACGCGAACCUCUACAACAACAACAACAACCACGUCCGCUCCAACGCCAGGGCAACACAGCCUACGCCAAACCCAUCACAAACAGCGCGACGACAGCCGAAACAACCGCAACACCAACACGCCGGACAGCAGGGGUAACACGCACCGCAGCGACGGGUAAAACUCACCAGACGCUGCAGACGGCCCAGACAUAUCCUACUCGGGCUGUGCAUCGAACCGAGACGAUGGAUGGUUAUCCGCAGACUCGGGAGCAGGGUCAUGCUCAGGCUCAUACUCAUGCUCAGGCUCAUACGCAGGGUCAGGCCCAUACGCAGAGCCAGGGCCAAGUACAGAGUCCAAGGGUUCCUAGGGCAGCGAAUGUAACGAGGAGGGCGCAGGGGACGCGGGUGGCUGAUUCAGGGGUUGGGUCGUCAGGGCGGGUAUGA